Molecule: messenger RNA, 1738 nt
Organism: Erythranthe guttata (spotted monkey flower)
Lineage: Eukaryota; Viridiplantae; Streptophyta; Magnoliopsida; Lamiales; Phrymaceae
Product: protein DETOXIFICATION 27
Biological process (GO): xenobiotic detoxification by transmembrane export across the plasma membrane
Cellular component (GO): membrane
Molecular function (GO): xenobiotic transmembrane transporter activity; antiporter activity
Source: RefSeq, a predicted model, not a curated record
AAACCCCAAAAAUAUUUCUCAGAGAGGAGAAGCCAAUUUUUCCAUUUUAUUUAUGAAUUAUUGUUGCACGACAAAAAAGAUGACUAGAAGUCAACAAUGAUAGGAGCGACCCCCAACCACCACCACCAGCGGUUGUUACAGUCAACAUCUGAAGAAAAUCAAGACCAUCAUCUUCAAUCAGAGCUACUAGCUUCAUUUGAUACUGCAGCAAGUUAUAAUUCUGUUAAGGAAGCUUUGGUUGAGUGCAAGAAGCUAUGGCAAAUAGCAGCUCCCUCAAUCUUUGGCCGAUUGACUAUGUUUUCCCUCACUGUUGUUACCCAAUCUUUUGCCGGCCACCUCGGUCAACGCCAGCUCGCCGCCAUCUCCAUUUCCACCACUGUCCUUAUCUCCAUAACCUUCGGCUUCUUGCUUGGAAUGGCUAGUGUGCUCGAAAUGCUUUGCGGACAAGCCUACGGAGGAAAGCAAUACCACAUGUUGGGUAUAUAUUUGCAACGUUCUUGGGUAGUAUUGUUCUUAAGUUCUAUUUUCCUUCUCCCGAUUUUUAUUUUCGCGGAGCCAAUACUAAAGCUCACUGGUCAGCCAGCUUCAUUAGCCGAGUUGACCGGUCAAAUGGCGAUCUGGCUGAUUCCUAUGCACUUGAGCUUCGUGUUUCAGUUCACUUUGAUGAGGUUCUUGCAGUGUCAGUUGAAGACCAAUGUCGUUGCAUGGGUUUCCGGUCUCGUACUUGUCUUUCACGUUUUACUGAGUUGGGUUUUCGUUUAUAAGUUGAGGGUCGGAAUUGUCGGGAUUGCACUGACUCUUGAUUUCUCUUGGUGGAUGUCCGUUUUGGGAAUGUUUGUAUAUAGCGUGUGCGGUGGUUGUCGUGAUUCUUGGACGGGUUUUUCGAGGGAAGCUUUUGUCGGUCUUUGGGAUUUCUUCAAACUAUCUCUUGCUUCUGGUGUAAUGCUCUCGUUGGAGAACUUCUACUAUAGAAUGUUGGUCGUAGUUUCGGGCAUUAAAAGUGCGGAGGUUGCUGUCGAUGCCUUGUCUAUAUGCAUUACUUUCUACGGAUGGGAGUCCAUGAUUCCGUUGGGACUAUUUGCGGCAACGGGGAUUCGUGUAGCGUGCGAAAUUGGGGCAGGAAAUGUAAAUUCGGCAAAGUUUGCGGCUAAAGUUUCGGUGUUGAACUCACUAUUGGUUGGCUUUUUAUUCUUCUUAAUAAUCAUUGCUUUCCCCGACAAGAUUGCUUUGAUCUUCACAUCGAGUUCGUCUGUUAUCUCAUUCGUCGAAGAACUAGCAUUCUUAUUGGCAAUAACCAUUCUCUUUAACUGCAUUCAACCGAUUCUUUCAGGGGUAGCAGUUGGAUCGGGUUGGCAAGCAUCGGUCGCAUAUAUAAACAUCGGAAGCUAUUAUCUUGUUGGAGUGCCUCUUGGGAUAAUCUUGGGAUGGUUGUUUCAUUUCGGAAUAAAGGGCAUUUGGGCUGGAAUGAUAUGUGGGACGAUUAUUCAGACAUUGAUUUUAGGCAUCAUCACAAUUAAAAGUCCGUGGGGAAAUGAAGUAAAAAUCCGUCGCAAAAUCAGCCUGCUCGUAAGCUAAAGACGAAUAUGCUGCAUUUAACUCCCAUCGAAGAUGAAGCGGAAAGAAAUUUGGCAAUGCACAUGAAAAAUUCGUGAUGCAUUUUCCUGAUAUUAUUGUACUGAAUGAUUAACUCAGUUGAUAUUUUGAUAUUGGUCAGACAUGCAAGAGAAGUUUCCUUUUA